GACGCUGAUUGUGAAAAUCAACGACCUGCUAGCAAUUCACGGAUAACAUAAUCGUUUUUGUUUUUGAGUUAAGUUUAGGCUGCUUUUUCUCACUAUAUUUACACUGGAGGAGACGCGAGCUUUGUGUUAAUUUCUACCGAACACAAUGACCAACUACAGAGCCUUUCAUACACAACUGUCGUCCAUCAUGGAGGCAUUGACCAAAGCGGCUGUUGCAGAUAUUUGCGAGCUAGUAGAUGACAGUUAUGCUGUUUUACAAUUGGAAAUAUCUCGAAGCUACAAAGAGAAUGAGGCAUUGAGAAGGAAACUCGAGUUGAUCGAGACUAUCAUUGCGCUUAGGCAGAGAGGGAAUAUUGCUGAAGCAAACCACCAAAAUAACAAUGCAUUGAUGUGUGAUUCCAUCAAUGCUGAACAUUCCUCUUCAUCUGGAAGGGUUGUUGGUACCAAGCAAUCAAAUGAACAUCUAAGAAGAGAUGGAAAGAUCACAGCUGUUCUGGAAGCCACAGAACAGUCUGAAAUUAAAGAGGGGGUUUCGCAGUUACCUGACGAGGAGGAGAGCAGACCUGACAUAGUCUUGAUCAAGGAGGAGAAGCAGGGCGUGGACUUGGAUAGUAGUAAUGACACACAGGAUGUACUGCUAUUCAGUGAGGAGGGUACUGAGGUGUCAACUGUCAAAGUGAAUUACAGUGAAGAAGGGCCAUCCAGAAUGACCUACUCCACCAUGACGACAAGGCAGGGGGAAUGGAACAGAAGUGGAGAGGAUAGCGGCCACCAAUCCGAGCAGGGGAACGAGAGCUCUCAAAGGACCCGCCAGUGCUCACGCACUAAAUUCACAGCUGGAAGACGGAACCCCCUGAGCCUUGACUACACGCUGCAUAAGACACCCAGCGAGCCUGGUUCCUCCAGUCCACUGGGGGGCGAUGAUGAAAUGGAGACAGUGGAACCCGUUUAUGAUAAUCCUUCCGAAACAGAUGCCGACGUCCCCUCUACUCACUUGACACAGAAACAGUUUCCCUUUGCACCAGACAGUAGUCCGAAUACUUUCACGGGGAAUUUCGAAAUGAAAAGAGGAGUUUCCAUGGUCAGCUCUCUACCGUACAAUGUGGAACUGGAUAUGUGUUCUUCCUGGAGCAACCAGAGCAUGCCGGGAAUGGUUUCCAUGCAGGACGGGCAAUACCUGAAACCGGACCUCAGGGAAUUGGUGCUCGACAAGGUUGCAGACUUGAGCUCUGUCCACUAUCAAAUGACUGCUGCCGGACUUCACGCCGCAGCCAAGUACGACAGCAGGGAAAACAAACAUUUUAUUUGCACCUUCUGCAGCAAGGGUUUCACAUCGUCGCGAAGUCUGGUGACACACCUACGGGUUCACACGGGAGAGAGACCGUACAGCUGCGCCCAGUGUGGGAAGAGGUUCACCCAGUCUGGCCAUCUGAAAACGCACCAGAGCGUACACACCGGAGAGCGGCCGUUUGCAUGCGAGCACUGUGGUAAAAGAUUUGCAGGGAAACAAAAUUUGAGGUUACACCAACAGAAACACCACCCUAAUCUGUGAGGUAUACGGCUAGUUGAGGUCCAUGAACAUGGUUAACAUUUUUAGAAGCAUUAGACCAGAACCUUGAUACUGUUUGAUGUCUACGUUUGAACAUUGUUCAUGAAGAAUAGGCUAUUUUGUAUUUCACACUGAUGAUUUGUUUCCAUUGAUGAACUCUGAAUGAUGGAGGUGAGAAACAUGGACUAACAUUGCGAUGCUGAUUUUAACUUUUGUUCAAUUGCCUUUGAAGUGGUACAAUUGAGAAUAUUUAACCUAAUGAAACAAAGCUAUUUGAAGACACAUAAUUACCUAUAGAGUGAGCAUUUUGAAAAAGGAACAGUCAUUCCAUAUAAGGUGUUACUAUAAUGGUCCCACUUUAAACGAACCACAACUUAUAAAGGCUUUAUAUAGCAUACAUAACGUCCUCAUAAGCACUAGAGUGCAAUGCCAAAUGUGACAUAUCUCUCUGUCAAUUCUCAAAAAAGCUGUGCUUUAUAAAGGGUCAUAAUUAUACAUAAAAGUACAACGUUAUUAGUGUGGUUGCUGAAGAAAACUCAUGUCAGGCCAGAACUGAAACUGUCUUGAGAAAAUAUGUUCUCCCAGUAAACUCCCCUGUUAUAAUAAAGACAGCAGGAAAGUUUUUAUGUACUAAUUUAUCUAUUACCUGUUUACUGAGACCAUGUGUUAUUGGCUCAGCUUACCCAUACAUGCUGUAGGCCUGACAUGACAUUUACACCUCCAUGGACAGAACAUGCUCUAGGCUAGGUACCAUAAAUCAUUAUGUCAAUCCCAAGGGGAAAAAACCUUACAAAGGGUUACAUAGUGUAAUGCUGAUGGUGACAUUACACAUGACAUUGGUUGUCUUGAGGAAAGCCCCCAAGUAGGGCAAGUAAUGUCAAGUAUAAUGUCACCAUUUAUGGGUCUUUCUGUCAAAAAAGUAGGCCAUUACCAUUUUAAUAAAUAAAAAAAUGUUGGCCUUUCCAAUGAAUUGAUAUUGAAAUUAUUAUGUUCUGAAAUAUGUGAGAAUAAUGUGGACAUUGCCUGACUAAAUAGAUUGGAUGCAUGGAGAUUUUUCUGUAGCCAUUGUGGCCGACGCAGGGACACGUAAUAAAGCCAUGAAUAAA
Molecule: messenger RNA, 2655 nt
Organism: Coregonus clupeaformis (lake whitefish)
Lineage: Eukaryota; Metazoa; Chordata; Actinopteri; Salmoniformes; Salmonidae
Product: gastrula zinc finger protein 5-1
Exons: 4
Coding region: 146-1552 (468 amino acids)
Biological process (GO): regulation of transcription by RNA polymerase II; central nervous system development
Cellular component (GO): nucleus
Molecular function (GO): RNA polymerase II cis-regulatory region sequence-specific DNA binding; DNA-binding transcription factor activity, RNA polymerase II-specific
Source: RefSeq, a predicted model, not a curated record